This is a messenger RNA of Cannabis sativa, 1927 nucleotides long. RefSeq lists its product as uncharacterized. The transcript is spliced from 5 exons. The record is from RefSeq and is a predicted model, not a curated record. Lineage: Eukaryota; Viridiplantae; Streptophyta; Magnoliopsida; Rosales; Cannabaceae. The coding region runs from base 499 to 1389 and encodes 296 amino acids. Gene Ontology annotation, molecular function: cysteine-type peptidase activity. Gene Ontology annotation, biological process: proteolysis.
UUUUUUUUUUGUUCUCAGUCAUCCCAAGGUGGUCUUACUCACAAUGGAUCUCAGUCUGAAGAUGCUCUUCGUACUUCAGAAAAUGAGGAUGAUGAAGAUUCCACUUCGGAGGAAGACGAGGAUGAUAAAUUCGACGAUGACAAAGGAGAUGAUCAUCAUGACGAUGAAACUGAUGAUGAUGAUGAUGAUCUGGGUGGAGAUGGUGUUGGUGCUGGUCAGGAUGAGGCUCACACGGGCGAUGUUCGUAACGAUGAGGGUGUUGUUGUCCCCGAGGUUGUUUCGAGGGAUGAUGAUACCGGCAAGGUGGAUGAUGCCAAGAAUUCUGACCCUGUGGAACCUAUUGCAGAGAUCAAACAGCCUGAACAGUCUCAAGGUGGGGAGGAGAACAUUGAUGUUGAUGCAACAAUUGCAUCUGCUGUUAAAGCUGUGGAGAAUUUGAUUGGUUCCUCAACUCAUGCCCCUGCUCCUGUUGAGACUUAUGAGAAGACUGAUCUUGAAAUGGUUGUUUUUCAAGAGACUCCUAUUUUACGUCCUCAAAAGAGGGAUCGGAAGAAAGGAGCUGUUUUGAAAUCCCCAUUCAUUGAGCUUGCUUCUGGUGCAUCUAAAUCAGGUUCAUCCUCAGUUUCUCCUGAUGAUUCUGUGUAUAAGGUCGUUAAAUAUGUGCGUGGUUUGUGCCCGUUGGACAACAAGAUUGGUGAACCUGUCGAUCCGCAAUUGGAAGCUGAGUUUGUCAAGUGGGUUGAUACAGGUCUUAGAAAGCAUAAAUCUAACACAACAACUAAUGUGUAUUGUAAGGGUAAGGACACAAUAUUUCCGCCAUUUCGUUUUGGUGUUGAGGACAUCAGCAACAAGAUGUGGUUUCACAACCUUGCCUACCCUAAUUGUUUCCUUACCAAUUCUCACAUUGACAUCAUUUUCUAUUAUCUUCGUAAGAAAAUAAUGUACUCAGCCGAGCCGAAAAUCAAAGUCACCACAACUGAUUGCCUCUUUUGUUCUAGCAUAACAACUUUGUAUGAGAAGUUUGUUGAGAAAAACAACGAUAUAUCGGUGUUGUCUCUUUCUCACAAUGUGGCCCAGUACAUUCAAGGUGGUAAGAUAUUAUGUGCCACUCCUUGGCAUUUGGUUGAUCAUGUUGUUAUGCCUAUCAAUGUAAAAUUACAGGAUCAUUGGAUUUGUGGUCGUCUUAACAUAGUUGACAGGCGCAUAUAUCUGUAUAAUUCAUUGCGUUCUGGGAGGUAUAUGACAGCUGCCAAAGAGGCUUGCAAGCCUUUCUCUGUUAUUUUACCAUAUUACUUCUCUAUGUUAGACUUCAAAGGCCUUCGCAACGAAGCUAAGUUUAGCACUAUGGAACCGUUCCCUAUUGUUGCUGUUGAUGGUUUACCCGAGUAGGUCACAGCGUAAGUUUUAUGUUUAGUGUUCAAUGUUUUUCACUGGUUGUUUGUAUUUUUAUUUUUUUGUUAUGUGACUUUGUUUUUUAUCAGUGUUCUCAUAGUGUCUUUUUUGUGUUUUCUUGUGUUUUUUUUCCAGUGAUUGUGGUGUUUUUGUUGCAUCAUUUGCUGAGUAUUUCAUUGAUGGCAAACCCAUCCCAUCCUCUGAUUUUGAUGUGGAAAUUCACCGCGAUCGUUUGGCUGUGUUAUUUUAUCAAUAUGGGAUGAAGAAGCAAACUGAGAACAUUGAAAGUGAAUCAGAGGCCCCUCCCAGCCUUCCCAAGAAGUGAUUUGUUUUUUCAAUCAGACUGUCAUUGUUCUUAUAGUUUUUUAAUGUUGUUUUAAUGUUUUUUAUGUUGUUUUUCGUAAACAAACAUUGGUGUUCUGUUGUGUUUCCUUACGUUUUGUGUGGACAAUAUGUAAUCUUUUAUUUUUGUAUGUUUUUUCUUAUUAUUUUUAUGUACAAACAAGUUGGUAUGUUAAAGUUGUUAGUUUUUUCA